Vespula vulgaris is the source of this 4564-nucleotide messenger RNA. RefSeq names its product LIM/homeobox protein Lhx3 (gene Lim3). Gene Ontology annotation, biological process: regulation of transcription by RNA polymerase II; neuron differentiation. The transcript is spliced from 7 exons. Gene Ontology annotation, molecular function: RNA polymerase II transcription regulatory region sequence-specific DNA binding; DNA-binding transcription factor activity, RNA polymerase II-specific. The record is from RefSeq and is a predicted model, not a curated record. Bases 2747 to 4162 code for a protein of 471 amino acids. NCBI's taxonomy places the organism in Eukaryota, Metazoa, Arthropoda, Insecta, Hymenoptera, Vespidae. Gene Ontology annotation, cellular component: nucleus.
GAAACCUCCCCUCCAAUACACCCACACACGAAGAGACACCUACACCUUUGGAGAGGCUCUCCACUCUACCUUCUCUGUCCACGCAUCCCUCUGGAUUCCCUCUUGCUUUCUCGGCAGCGUCGACUUCGUAGCCAAAGAACAUCGCGAAUCCUGGACGUCUCAUAGUGUCGUGCCCGCGGAUUACCUUUCGUUCUUAAUUAAAAUCGUAUUCGCGAUCGAAUUCAAUUUGAUUAGAUCCGACCUAACAUCUUAACUUUUAGCAUUGAAUGUAAUAUUAAAGUGACUUCAAGAAGGACAAGUAUCUAAAUAAUCGAAUUGGAUUUGUCGUCAAAUUUCAAGAGCAAUUGAGAAGACGAAUGUUAGCAGGAUGUCUCGUAGAUCGUGUUUACGUCGUUCAUGAAGACGUCCUCGCUGAAUCGUUCGAGUGAUUUGCGAUCGGCGUAAACGAGACGCAUCCCGAGAAUUCCGAUCGUCCUCGGCGUAAUCUCAAUUCCCAGUCGGACUACCCAACAAGGAGGAACGAAGGAGUUACUUCUUCUUCUUUGUGCAGGAUGUAUAAGAGAAUGAUUUUAGCGAUCGUACGCGAGAAACCGUGCUUGGUGACUAGUCAAUGGAAUCAGCCAGUGUCUUCGAUGGAUAGCUCAUCUCGAACGGGUUUGCCUCUUUCUCCGUGAGAGUGAGAAAGAAAGAGAGAAACAGGGAGAGAGACAGAGAGAGACAGACAGAGAGAGAGAGAGAGAGAGAGAGAGAGAAAGAGCGAGAGAGAGAAAGAGAGCUGGUCCAGGAACCAGCGGAAUUCUCCUUCUCGUUUCUUACGUCGAGUCAGCGAGUUCGAUCACGUUCGGGUUUAACCGUCGGACCUAAAGCCAAAAGAAGAUUCUCCAAAGGGAACGCCGACUAGAUAUAUCCCGUAAAGCUAUCGCUUUACCGACCGAUUCCCGAGCUUUUUUCUCGACGUGGCAUGCACCGUUUGCAUCGGACCCGGGCCACAUUUACAUCGACGCGCGUGUAAAAACCGAGCCGUCGCUCGCUCGACGCCAAAGAUCGAGGGGAGGCUACGUUUCGCAAGCCACGAACGAGAUAGAUCCUUCCGAUCGAGUUGGAACCUCGAAAGCCUAGCCGAUCGUUCUCCUGUACUUUGCCGAUUUCAUCUUCCUUGAAAUUCUUUGGGAAUAUAAAUUAUCAAGGAUUAUAUUUAUUAUAUCGAAGAAAAAAUAAAUAAAUGAAUAAACAAAGGAAAACAGAAAAAAAGGAGAAGAAGGAAAAAAAAUAAAGGAGAAAGGAAGAUCUUCGUUAAACUGAAAAACAUGAUCAAACGAGAACGAGCAUAAGGUUGAUCUCCCUCGUUGAGAUUGGUCGUAAAGGAAAGAAACAAAAAAAAAACAGAUCAUUUCGAUCUGAAAACGGCAUGUUCAAGGUUAAGUCGAGAUAAACCGAGACCUGUGGACAGUAGUACCGAUAAGGAGUCGGAUCGUUGCCACGAAGUCUGCGAGAGUAAAAGAGAGAAACGACGAGUGUGUUGUUGGCUUUAGGCCUGCGAGGACUAACGUCGAUGCUCUUUUUCAUCUAUGCUUUUCGAUCUUCGCAUUUACUCUAUAAUUUUGAGUUAACUUUUCGUGUUACGGUGAAAAAACGAAUUUGUUACAUCACGAUGAAUCUCGUAAAGGAUCCUUUUGCAAAACGAAGACAGAAGACGGAGAGAAACGAAAAGGUUCGCGAAGGAUCGUUUCGACGUGAGAUAAAAAGGAAGAUUUAAGAAGAAACUGUCAAAAGAUCAGGUUUUAUGGAAUUCGAAAUACGAAAAGAGUCAGAAACUUUCGACGAGACACGUCGAUUCGUUAAAGCGUUUCUCGAAAGAUGACGAUUUGUAAUUAGAACGCGAUAAAGAUUCGAGCACGUGUAAAUACUGCGUGUAAUGUUUCGUUCAUUGACGAGGACGAUUCAAUGGUAUCGAUCUUUAAAGAUAUUAACAGUAAAUAUAUCUGACAUCACGUUCGUGAUUUCACAUAAGGAUUUAUAGAUCAGUUAGUUUGUUUUUUAACGAAAGUGACCAAGGACGCUCUGUAUAUACAAAUCGUAAUCGGAGAAACUAAUCGAUGAAAAUUAUUAAGCGAUAGUGCGAUCGAGUGGCUCUCGACGAUUACUUCGAUUGCCAAAGACGCCUACCAACUAUACGGCUACCGUCGCACAGUGAUCAACGGAAUCUUACCGGCGGAACGGACGAUACGGCACGACGAGUAGACAAGAAGACAUCGAUUUAUUUAUUAGACUCGAUAAAUCAUCGUAUUCUUUUUUCUUUCAACAACAAAAGAAUUACAUAGUUGGAUCAGUGAUAAGUGAGAAGUGCCAGUGUCGAAAUCGGAUCACGUGUGUAAACUCGAACGAAAGCAAAAGCUCAAGAUCGAAACAUCUAACUAUCUAAUUAGGUAAAAAGGAUCGAUAAGAGAUUUAUUUUCUUCGAACUAUAUGAGUGAUUCUCAAGUUGAAAACAAUAUCGUUUAAUUGUUUGCAAAGGAAGCUAUCGAAGUUGAUUCAAAUAUAGAGAUAUAACAAAACGAGAAACUAUAUCGAGUGAAUAGAAAUAAAAAUAUUCUAAUUUGAUAGCUCGAUCGAGGAUAUACUUAGACUGGAGCUGUACUUGCCAUACGCACCACUGCCGGGGGGUGGCGAGAUCCUCCCGGCAGUGAGCACGGGCGCUGCUUCAGGUGGCUGUCGUCCGGUGCUAUUGGGUGGCAUCGAUUUGUCGAUGUCGGCAGCGGUGGAACCGGUUCCGACGCUACCAACGCUACCAACGAGCGGACUACCAGCUCACAAUCCUCUCCAUCAUCCGCCCGGAGGACUGGCCUUGCCACCCUUGGCUUCGGCCUCAGUUAUGAUGCCACGUCCACCACCGGGAACCACCAUGCCACCUCUUGGUCCAUCCUCUUUGCCGCAGGCUCAUCAAGAUACCGGAGACCUUGCGGACACUCCGCCCAAUCCUGACGUCCUCUUGGCUCUUCUAGCCAGGAAUAAAAACUUGGAAGCCUCGAUACCGAAAUGUGGUGGUUGCCAGGAAGCAAUCUUGGAUAGGUACGUGUUAAAGGUCCUAGAAAGGUGUUGGCACGCGAGAUGUCUAACCUGUCGAGAUUGUGGAGCAAGACUAACGGACAAAUGCUUCGCGAGAAACGGCCAUGUCUUUUGCAAGGACGAUUUCUUCAAGUGUGGCAGGCGUUUUGGGACGAAAUGCGCGGGCUGCGGCCAAGGCUUGGCACCAUCGCAAGUGGUAAGGAGAGCGCAGGAGUUGGUGUAUCAUCUGACGUGUUUCUCCUGCGCACUCUGCUCGCGACAGUUGGACACCGGGGAUGAAUUUUACCUCAUGGAAGAUAGAAAACUCGUCUGCAAGCCGGACUACGAACAAGCCAAGGCAAAAGAGCUGGCUGACGGUGGUAGCAUCGAUGGCGAUCAACCGAAUAAGAGGCCGCGAACGACGAUCACGGCGAAACAAUUGGAAACCUUGAAAUUGGCGUACAAUACCAGUCCAAAACCAGCGAGACAUGUUCGAGAACAGCUCUCGCAGGACACAGGUCUGGAUAUGCGUGUCGUCCAGGUGUGGUUUCAAAACAGGAGGGCAAAGGAGAAGAGACUGAAGAAGGACGCCGGUAGAACAAGAUGGUCGCAGUAUUUUCGAAGUAUGAAAGGGACAAGUGCAGGUGGACAUUCGCCUAGGCACGACAAACUACUCGACAAGGACGAACUUAAAGUCGAUUUGGAUUCGACCUUCGGCCAUCACGAUUUGAGUAACGAUAGUUACGGGACGGUCGUGAAUAUGGGAUUGGACGGAGAAGGUGCGAGUCCAGGUGGUGGUGGAAACAGUGGUAGCGGUGGACCACCUCGUGGUUAUUUAGGUGCAACGACACCACCUUAUCUAUCGACAUCCAGAUCGCCGUCCUUACCACCACAAUUUCCAUACCCACCGGAUGCAGGUCUUUCUGUAUACACUACUCUCGGCGGUCCAGGAGGUAUGGUACCAGGACCUGCAUCGGAUCUUAGCAACGAAUCGAGCGGGGGUGGUGGUGGUGGUGGUGGUGGCGGUGGUGGUUAUCCCGACUUUCCACCCUCGCCGGAUUCCUGGCUUGGAGAGCCACCCUCGCACGCUCAUCACCACUCGCACUACGCCACAUAACCCGCCAAAGCCGAACAAAAUCGAAUACCGUCUAAAAUAAUGCAACGCUACGGGAUACUUACCUGACGACAGAUCUUUCCUCGAGAUUACGACAAAUGAGAAGAAUCGCGUGUCCUCGGAUCUCUUCCGUUAGGGUCGACUCGUCGUCGUCAUUUUAGCCCACUGCACACUUAUGUCAUUAUACUUGAGACUACGCGUUGCGAUUUGUUCGAAUUCGUUUAUUAUGUACAAAUUCUACAUUGCCUCGAAACGAAAGGGUAAUCAAAAAGGCGCGGAAUUGAAAAACAGAACGGUUUGGAAAUACGAACAAGUUCGAAAAAGGCGCUCGAGUAGUACAGAGUCUUUAAAUCGAGUGUAAAUUUUGGAAAUGAUCGUCAUUAAAAGGAAGAGUUAUAAUCGGUA